Molecule: messenger RNA, 574 nt
Organism: Tarenaya hassleriana
Lineage: Eukaryota; Viridiplantae; Streptophyta; Magnoliopsida; Brassicales; Cleomaceae
Product: DNA polymerase epsilon subunit C
Exons: 1
Coding region: 18-422 (134 amino acids)
Biological process (GO): regulation of DNA-templated transcription
Cellular component (GO): nucleus
Molecular function (GO): protein heterodimerization activity
Source: RefSeq, a predicted model, not a curated record
UUCCGAACGACUGUUCCAUGACCGAGGAGGUGGAGGAGAAAGCGGAGGCGAUUCGGCCGGAGUUUCCCACGGGACGAGUCAAGAAGAUCAUGAAACUCGACAAGGACAUCAACAAGGUCAACUCGGAGGCUCUCUUCCUCGUAUCCUGCGCCGCCGAGCUGUUCCUCCGCUUCCUCACCGAGAAAUCGGCGGAGGUCGCGGCGGAGAGGAAACGGAAGACGGUGAAUCUCGAUCAUCUGAGAACCGCCGUGAAGAGGCACCGACCCACUAGCGAUUUCCUUCUUGACUCGCUCCCCGUCCCGGCUCAGACCGUCAAUCGCGUCGCUCGAUCCGUGACAGCCGCAGAUAAGCCCGCACCAGCUGGCGCUCGCCGCAUCAACGAUUUCUUCAGAAAAGCAGAAACGGAGACCGAAUCCAGCUAAUUUACUUCUUGUUUUUUCUGUUCGUUGUGUUUGGCUUUGACUCGUGUCAAUGUUAACUUCAAAUUUGUGUUAGCAAAGGAAAGCCAUUUCUACGUCUUCUCGCAUCAAUUUCUGUCGCAUUUUUAUUCUUUUGAAUACUUGAGUUUACGUCC